Meyerozyma guilliermondii ATCC 6260 is the source of this 1017-nucleotide messenger RNA. It is a transcript of the gene MRPL3, whose product is annotated as mitochondrial 54S ribosomal protein mL44. Bases 1 to 1017 code for a protein of 338 amino acids. Gene Ontology annotation, molecular function: ribonuclease III activity; double-stranded RNA binding. The record is from RefSeq and is a predicted model, not a curated record. Gene Ontology annotation, cellular component: nucleus. Gene Ontology annotation, biological process: primary miRNA processing; regulation of gene expression; rRNA processing. Lineage: Eukaryota; Fungi; Ascomycota; Pichiomycetes; Serinales; Debaryomycetaceae. The transcript has a single exon.
AUGUCGCCCAAGCUGACAAGUCGUUGGGUACACAAUAUAAUGCCGUCAACGAAUACGCCAGUUACAAAAACACAAUUUUCACCCAUCGUCUUCCAGAAUCGACCGCCCAACAGAGCCCAUUAUUGGUGGCUUUGCAUUCCAGACUUCAUCUUCCCAAAGCUUAUACGUUCUCAACGUUUGUCCCAGGCGUUAAAUAUGAGAAAGCAUGGCGGUUUAGCCAAUAAUUUUGGUUUGAGUACUUUGGGUAAAACUCUUUUAUCAUACUAUGUUUCGGAAUAUCUCUUGGUGAGAUACCCUCGAUUGCCCAUGGGGGUCCACAACGCUGCUGUAGAUGCGUAUAUGGGGGCUGAAACGUUGGGCGAGAUGGGGAGAUCAUGGGGAAUCGAAGUUGACAAUUCAGAUCGAUUGGAGAAGUAUUUGGCCAAAGAGCCCGAAUUCAUGCAAUAUGGAAAAUUGCGGUUUGGAGACAAUAGAACCAAUUUCACAGACAGAGAAGAUGGCGUGACCGAGUUGUCGGAGGCGGAAAUGGCACGGUUGCGCAACAAUGUAAAUACCAGUGAUGAGACCCAAGCUUAUGCCUCUGCUGUGAGAUCGAUAAUAGGUGGAUUAUAUACCCACUGUGGUGAAGGAGCCACCAAGCAAUUCAUCAACGACCACGUUUUGUCACGAAAGGUGCCGCUUGAACAAAUGUUCCAAUUUUCCAAACCCACCCGAGAAUUGGUACGACUCUGCGACAAGCUCGGAUUCAAAGAUCCAGUAGAAAUCAGACUUAUAGCCGAAACGGGAAGAUUAUCAGCACACGCCAUUUACGUUGCCGGUGCGUUCACAGGAGGAGAGAAGCUUGGCGAGGGAAUUGGCUCGUCGAUUCAAGAAGCCAAAACCAGAGCCGUGGUCAAUGCGUUGAUGUCAUACUACUUGUACUCGCCAAUAACUUCCGAUGGAAACCAAGUCAAAUUGCCUAGCGACAGCAGCUACAAGUUCGAGGGUAUCGUGGGCGAGGGAGACGUAGCUAUUUAG